Messenger RNA from Tuber aestivum (summer truffle), 6532 nucleotides. The record is from the annotation of a GenBank genome assembly. Lineage: Eukaryota; Fungi; Ascomycota; Pezizomycetes; Pezizales; Tuberaceae.
AUGGAGAUCAAUAAUAGGACCAUGCGGAAACUCAUCUCCAAUAACUACUCGCACAUUAUGUCGUCAACCGGUAGCCGGUCGUCACCUAGUCCCAAUCACCGACUCUUGAUAGAGACGGUUAAAGAGAUUGCAAGUUCACCACAAGACGCGAAGGAAAAGUUUGCGGAUGUGAUUGCCGGAAUGGCUAACGAUGGCGAGGUGGCGAGGGACUUUGAUUUGGCAAUAUUUCUCAGUCAUUUUGGGCUGGACAGCCUCCAGAAAUGCAUACUGGCGGUAGGCUUAAAGCAGAAUCAGAGACACGAUCUCCGCAACAAGGGUAUCAACCUUAUUUAUUCCACUCCUAUGGAGAGAAGACUGCUAACUAUCUGCGUCAAAGCUUAUGAGAUCAUUCACAAGUCGUUCAGGUCAAUGUUAGAGAUUCUAGCUAACCCCUCCAAACACCCUGAACUGAAGCCGGAAGGGGUUGCCUUCUUCAUCGACCAAAUACUAGGAGAACCGGUGUAUCCCUUUGCCGACAAUCUCAAACGACUGGAAAUUUCGUACGCUGCGAGGUCACGCUAUAAAAAUAUGCAAUUACCACCCGAAAUCCUCCAUGUCACCGCGCCGAUCGAGAAGCUACGCCAGCAAGAGUCGCUAGUCCAUAUAUUCUCUGUGCUGGGGCCGGAGAGUACAAGCUCGCUGGAAAAUUGUAGAGAGGUUCUCAAACGGAAGUGGAAGGUUCAGAUAUCGGAGAAUGAAAUGACCGAUAUGUUGGUGCUGAUGGCCACGGCAAGAAAUCCUAUCGAGUGGCAUGCGGAUUCUUUUGUGCGAGCUCUUCAGCAUGAGAAUUUGCCGCAAUCCUUUAAUUGGGAGUGUGUGAUUGAGGGGUUAGAUAGGGAGGAUUUUGUCUUGGAGGGGACAGAAGGAUUGCACGUCAUUCUCACCGCUUUGCAGCAUGGAAACACCGGCUCCGAUUUUCCUAUAUACAAGCUCUGGGGUGGUAGAUGGAAGCACCCGCGGUCACAGUGGUCUGUUCUUAGGGGGUAUAUCAAAGCAGACAAUCUGGACGUGAAGAGGAUUCCUGGCAUCCGAAAGGUGUUCUCUUCAGUGGAUUUCGCAUCUUCUACUAGUAGCCUCAAGCUUAUGGUCGCGACCUUCGAAACACAUAAGCUAAUAUCCCUCGACGCUGUGGAGGCUCUUUUCCACCUUGCAUUGCACGAAUCGAUUCCUCCUGAUGUCAAACAGGCAGCGCAAGCAGAGCUAGACAAGGCUGCUAAGUUCACACCAGAAUUACUCCUCUGCGGGGCCUUAAUGAUACCUAAGCCUUGGCCAGAAAGCUUAGAACAUGUCAUUCAUAAUCUGUUCAAUAUGUUUUUUGAAGGGCAUACUAGCCAUCAACUAGUAUUUUGGCGGCUUUGGCAUGUCGACAGGCCAUUCAUCAUCGGCCAGUUUGUUGAAUACCACCAAGGGAACAAUCUGAAUAUCACACGUAUCUUGGAUAUUGCCCAGGAGCUUCGAUGUCUUAGCGACCUAUUGGAGGUUAAGAAUGCACCGUUCAUCCUUGAUGUUGGGGCUUUGGCAGCCAGAAGGGAAUAUCUGAAUCUCGAAAAGUGGCUUCAAGAAAUGAUCAACAAGCAUGGAAGCGAUUUUGUGACAGAAACCUACCGAUUCUUGCGGGUCAAAGCGGAGGCAGAGUACAUUCAGACGAGAGAGGGUGGAAAGCCUAGUAUGGUCAGUCUUAGAGUCGGGCCCGUCCACACCUUCCUCACUCUGCUCGAUAAGAAGUAAGUUUUCCGGUCUAUGAUACCUAUAUCAGCCGCUAACUGUUUACGCAGCCAUCCGCCAAUGACCCAAGAUAUGCAAGAGAAGGUUACAGAAACCCAACGUUUGUGCAUACAGGCUUACCCGCGGCUAAUCAAUCUUGGUUGUGGAAUGGAUUCCAUCAUCUUAGCGAAUAAUUCCGAGAGCAAUUCAUUCCCUCCCCUAGUCGACAAAGAAAUGCAGCAGAAUUAUAAGAUGAUGUAUAGCCAGGAGACCGAAAUCAGUGAGAUGGUCACCUACCUUCGCCAGUUAAAAGCGUCCUCAGUCUCCAAAGAUCAAGACCUCUUUGCUUGUAUGAUACACGGGCUUUUUGACGAGUACCAUUGUUACCCCUCAUAUCCACUCCAAGCGCUUGCAACAACCUCUGUGCUCUUCGGUAGCAUUAUUGUCUACAAGCUCAUUGAUGACAUUCCUCUACGUGUUGCCCUGGCAAUGGUGUGGCAAGCUGUCCGUGACCACGACCCUUCUUCGACGAUGUACAAGUUUGGUUUACAGGCCCUGGUUCAAUUCAAGGAGAGGCUCAAAGAGUGGAAAUCUUAUUGCGGCCUGCUUGCACAGGUUCCGGGGCUUCAGGGGACAGAUAUAUGGAAGAUUGUUCAAGACGUUAUCAGUGGCAAUGUUGACCGGCAGAACGAACCGUCAGUGAACGGCAGUGCCGAUCAAGGGGAGCCAGGAGCUGUGCUGACCAAUGGCAACUCCAAUGCCUCGUCUCCCGAAUCACCUCAGCACCCUCCAUUUAGGUCUUUGGACCCCACUAUGCCGCUUCGAGAUCCAUCGGCUUAUACUGAGCCUGACGAGGAAGUUCAAGAUAGGGUUUUGUUCAUCGUCAACAACGUUUCUCAUUCCAACCUGGAAGAAAAGCUGGAGUCUUUGAAGGAGCAUUUGCGCGAGGAGCAUCACCAGUGGUUUGCUGACUACUUGGUUGUGGAACGGGCCAAGCUCGAGCCCAACUACCACAAACUAUACCUCGAUCUUUUAGACAAAUACAACGAUAAGGGGUUAACAGCAGAGGUUUUGCGCGAAACUUAUGUCAAUGUUAUCAAAUUACUGAAUGCGGAGACUACUCUAAACAGCUCGAAUGAGAGGGCACAUUUGAAGAACUUGGCUUGUUGGUUAGGAGGACUGACGAUCGCAAAGGAUAAGCCGAUAAAGUUUAAAAAUAUCUCCUUCAGGGAUUUACUCAUUGAGGGAUUUGUCACCGAGAGGCUCACGGUUGUCCUUCCCUUCACCUGUAAGGUUUUGGAACAAUCCACCAAGUCGACAGUCUUCAAACCCCCUAAUCCUUGGCUAAUGGCUACCAUACGAAUAUUGGUUGAGCUCUACCAACAUGUUGAGCUCAAACUUAACCUGAAAUUUGAGAUUGAGGUUCUUUGCAAAAACCUAGAUCUGGACAUCAAAACCAUCGAACCUUCGAUGGACAUCCGAGAAACCCGAGAUAGGCCAGCGGAGAAGGAAGAGGAGAGCUUGCCGGUUGCCGAAGAUCUUCCUUUGCAACCACAAGAUUUUUCUCCCACUUCAGAUCCGGUUCCCGCCGGGUUUGCCGACCAUGUUAUCGUCAGUUCGGUGGUUCAACACCCCGCUAUCAAGCGUAUUCUCCAGCUGGCCAUAGAUCGUGCCAUUCGGGAGAUUAUUGGACCGGUCGUUGAGAGAUCUGUUACUAUCGCUAGCAUUUCGACAUCCCAACUCAUCCAGAAGGAUUUUGCGACAGAGGGUGAUGAAGGAAAAAUGAGGAACGCAGCGCAUAUCGUCGUUCAGCACCUUGCCGGAAGUCUGGCUCUUGUUACGUGCAAGGACCCGCUGCGGAUGAGCAUGCAGAAUAAUAUCCGUGCUUUACUGGCCCAGAGUGGAUACAAUGAGCAAGUCAUCACAGAUCAAACAAUUACUGUGUGUGUCAACGAUAAUAUUGAUAUAGCGUGCCAGAUCAUCGAAAAGGCUGCCCAGGAGCGAGCUAUUCCAGAUAUUGAUGAUGGGUUGAGCCAAGCGUAUCAGCUAAGGAAACGACACCGGGAAUUGAGAACUAACCGACCAUUUGUCUCGCCUGAUGUUUCUCAGGUUGCACUCCAUCUCCCGGAUCAGUUCAGGCUAAAGCCAGGUGGACUCUCCCCCCAACAAUUGAGCAUGUAUGAGGACUUCAAUAGGAUGGCGAGGGUUCCAAACUCGGAGAAUGCCAGAAAUUCGUUCGAAGGUGCUUUCCCAAACGACUUCCUGCCAAGCGGAAGCACGGCUGUGGAACCCCCGCAGGCACAGCAGAGAGCUUCCGAACAAUCACCUGGGGCGUCGGAUGUUGGUCAAAAGGAAAUCCAGUCUAAAAUUUCGGUAAGUUUUGCGAUACAUCUCUAUGGGGAUUUGCUAUUCUAAUCUCACAUUCCCCCUAGGCUCUCUUGGGCGAGGUGCGGAGACUUGCAAAAGAAUGCCGUGAGCAACACCUCAAGGACCUACAUGCCGAGCAUCCUCUUUUCCAGCUCAUCGAAGCUAUACUAAACAAUGCAUCCCUGGCGCAACCCAACAUGCCUCGCCUCAAGGACACUAUUUGCACAACUGUAGCUUCCUCGGUGUGCCUCAUUCUAUAUACGGAUACACAAAAUCAGAUGGAGGUUGAAGCGCUUGGGCUUCUCCUGCAGAAAGUUUGCGAGCUUUCUCCACUCACGGCAAAAGACGUCGUCAUGUGGCUUUCCCAAGGCCAAGAGGAUGAGGUAUGUACCUGUUGAUACAUAUACAUUUGUUUGAUGCUAAUUUAUACAGCGGAUGCUCAAUGUCCCGGUUACAGUCAUGCUUCUAAAGACUCAACUUCUCGCGCUCACCCAUCUUGAUUCCACCAUUGCCAGGUCAAUUAGCAUGGGAAAACCCGCAGCGUUAGAGUUUUUGUCGCAGCUACUCAAAGAGACUGUUUCCGGUCAAAACCCUCUCGCUCUAAGAGCCGAUUUUGCAUCAUCACUUGACGCCGUGGGCAGCUGGCUCAAACAAGAUCCCAAUAACAAGGUAGCUCUUGAAUUGGCUGGCGACUUUCAAGAUUCGGACAGGGAGGAUCAGGAUGUAGAUCUCGAGGAUCGCGAGAAGCGGGAUCAGAUUGAAUAUAUAUUCGCCGAAUGGAUAUCUCUCUGCCAGUAUCUUUUGACGACGGAAAAGAAUUACUCCUCAUUCAUCAUGCAACUUCAUCAGACAAAAGCGCUGGCUGAUACGGCAUCCUCCUGCGAGUUCCUUCGAACUUGUAUCGAGUUUUGCAUUGUUGAGUAUGAACAGUCAACCAGCACUAACCCGGCGGCCGCAACUAAUUGCUAUAUACCCAUUGACGCUCUUGCGAAGCUGGUCGUCCUACUUGUCAAAUACCAAGGGGAAGGCGAUCAGAAGGGGCAAGCGGCUGACAAGGCAGACUAUCUGAACAGUACUUUGGCCCUGAUCGUUUUUGUCUUCAAUCACCAUCAUGAGACUCGCGGUGAACACUUUUCGCAAAAAGUGUUUUUCCGUUUCUUCUCUAGCAUGUUGUACGAAUACCACCUGAUCGAAAACCAGAUGAGGGGGUACCAUGAGAGAAUAUUGGGUACUUUUGCAGAAUGCUUUUUAACCAUCCAGCCGGUUUUCUUUCCUAUGUUCAGUUUCCACUGGAUGACAUUAGUUUGCCAUCGUUACUUCAUGCCCAAGCUACUCAGGCUCGAGGGCGAGAAGGUGAGUUUUUUCAAGGGCCAACAAUCCCACGAACGCUAACACUAUUGAAGGGUUGGCCGGUAUUUGCGAAGCUUCUAGAGACCCUUUUGGUGUAUGUUGGCGCACCACUGAAAGAGCGCACUAUUCCACCAGUCGUAAAGCUACUUUAUAGAGGGAUUCUCAGGGUUCUUUUAGUGCUACACCACGACUUUCCGGAAUUCCUUGCCGAGUGGCAUUUCUCAAUUUGCGAGGUCAUCCCAGUCCAUUGCACACAACUUCGCAAUUUGAUAUUAUCUGCCUACCCUUCCUCACUCUCGGAUCUCCCAGAUCCUUUCACGGCAGGAUUGAAGGUUGAUCGCCUGCCAGAGGUCAAAAAGGCGCCCAAAAUAUGCGGGGAGGUAUUCCGACCCCUUAUCGAUAGUGGAAUAAAGCAGUUGCUAGAUUCAUGCCUUAGUUCCUCCGAAGGUUUAACAAAUGCAGCGAUACAAGGAAUCGUGGAAAUGUUGGACACAGAGCCCCGAAAAGAGACUGGACUCGGAUUUGCUACGAUCACUGUAGACACCGCCAUUAUCAACAGCCUCGUCUUGUACCUCGGUAUGGAGGCCAUUCGUGAGGCCACUUCAAAAGGAGGCUCAACUUUCCAGGCGCAGAGCCCACAUACCGCCCUGUUCUCAAGACUCGCAAGUGACCUGAAACCUCAGGCUAGAUACUUUUUCUUGAGCGCAAUCGCAAACCACCUGCGCUAUCCUAACAGCCACACUCACUACUUCAGCUAUCUGUUGCUCUACCUCUUCGGCCAGGUCCAGGACAAAUCCAGCGAGUCCGAUGUGAGGCAGCAGAUCACCCGCGUCUUGCUGGAAAGAUUGAUUGUCCAUCGCCCUCACCCAUGGGGAUUGAUCAUCACACUUCUAGAGCUACUCAAGAACCCAACGUACGACUUUUGGCAGCUGUCGUUCAUCAAGACUGCACCUGAGGUAAUUGUUUUACUCACUAAAAAUGGUCAUGAUCCGUGAUUGAGAUAGCUCACACUUUACAGAUUGAGAGGCUUUUCGGUGCUUUGUUCCAACACAUUAAUAACUCCCCUCCUCGU